This is a messenger RNA of Carassius carassius (crucian carp), 806 nucleotides long. RefSeq names its product nucleoside diphosphate kinase 6. The transcript is spliced from 5 exons. Gene Ontology annotation, molecular function: nucleoside diphosphate kinase activity. Gene Ontology annotation, biological process: GTP biosynthetic process; UTP biosynthetic process; CTP biosynthetic process. The record is from RefSeq and is a predicted model, not a curated record. The coding region runs from base 3 to 566 and encodes 187 amino acids. Lineage: Eukaryota; Metazoa; Chordata; Actinopteri; Cypriniformes; Cyprinidae.
UGAUGAUUUUUAGUAGAAGUGUUAAGCCGUGCAGCAUGCGGUGUGUGAAUGCAUUGCAGCUCACCCUCGCUGUCGUCAAACCCGAUGCUGUGGCCCAUCCGCUCAUUCUGGAGGCUCUUCAUCAGAAGAUUCUCAAAAACUUCAUUAUAGUCAGAAAGAAGGAUCUGAUGUGGAGAACAGAAGAUUCAGAAAGGUUUUAUGCUGAACAUGCAGGACGUUUUUUCUAUCAAAGACUGGUUGAAUUCAUGUCAAGUGGCCCAAUGAGAGCAUACAUCCUAGCCAGGGAAGAUGCUAUCACUCACUGGAGGGGGAUGAUGGGUCCAACAAAAGUGUUUAGAGCUCGCUUCACUUCACCAGACACCCUGCGAGGCCAAUACGGGCUGACAGACACCAGAAACACAAUUCAUGGUUCAGAUUCAGUUGACUCUGCCAAGAGAGAGAUUUCAUUUUUCUUUCCAGAAUUCAAUGCCGAUGAGUGGAUGUCGAGGGAAGAGCCACGUUUUAGGUUGGGACUUACUGAAUACAAUGAGGAGAGACAAAUACAUACUCUCCACUGGGACACAUGAUGAUCACUGGUUUGAUGGUGCUUUUAUAGGACUACAUGAAUGUGACUUUUCACCAGAUAUUUCAGCAUUCUAUGUUUUCUCUAAGUUGCCAUGUUACUCUUUUGUGGCCACAAAAUACCUCUACAGCAGCUCUGCCAAGACUAUUAUAUUCAUUUGUAUGUGUUUUAUAUUUAUGUAUAAAUUAAUAUUUGUUCUAGCUUUGUAGUAGAUGUCCAUAAAUGUUUACUUCGACGUAGCAAA